AUGAUGCUGGCGGAAGCUUCCAGCAAGACGCCGAGUGACGGUGAUGAUGGCAUACCCCCCAGCUGCCAUCUCCUGGACUGCAACGAUGCCCGCACCUGUGCUACCGCGCGUGUAGAGGACACUCCAUCGUGCAGUUGUUCUGCUGGUCCGUUCGGUGGAUCAGAUGCGGAAGCUGUAAAGCCAGAUGCUUCGGUUUCGCGUAAACAGCUGCAUCGGUCGAGAGAUUGGCUCUCCGAGGUUCUUGAGCGCUAUUGCUAG
This is a messenger RNA of Peronospora matthiolae, 258 nucleotides long. NCBI's taxonomy places the organism in Eukaryota, Oomycota, Peronosporomycetes, Peronosporales, Peronosporaceae. The record is from the annotation of a GenBank genome assembly.